AUGGCCGCAGACAACGACAGCAUCAAGUCGGGCACUUCCUCCCAGCGUUCCGUCUCCCGCGGACGCGACUUUCAAUCGUCCGGGCGCGGUGGCGUUGGCAACAUUCGCAGGACUUCCAUCGACCCCAACUGUCCCAAAACACCCAACUUCAAUCCCGAGGAUGAUGUGACUAUGAACCGCGUGUUCUUUUUCUCCUUCGACUGUGUCCCCCCUUCGCGGCCAUCAUCUUUCGAGCUUAUCGCGCGCGACCGUGUCUUCACGGAUAUCUCCGUCGUUACCAGUCGGUCGUUCUCUUUUGCGUCCAUCGAGUCGCUCAUACCGGACCGUCUACCAACGACGGGGUCCCGCGCGUGA
Postia placenta MAD-698-R-SB12 is the source of this 354-nucleotide messenger RNA. RefSeq lists its product as hypothetical. Bases 1 to 354 code for a protein of 117 amino acids. The transcript has 3 exons. The record is from RefSeq and is a predicted model, not a curated record. Lineage: Eukaryota; Fungi; Basidiomycota; Agaricomycetes; Polyporales; Adustoporiaceae.